GGGAGUAGUUGUAUGACCCAAAUGCUUGUAGUCCUAUUCGAUCCAACAUCAAUACCAGCAGUUAUUCACAGCAAAAGAUCUCCGUGAAGGCUCAAAUCAUGAGAAUUGUCAAGAAUACUCCAAGUUCUACUGAAGCAUUAGAUCAGAUCAUACAAUAGAGGUGUAGAACACAUCUUAUCUGUCUGUCAGCCUUGCAUUUUAUUGUCAUUUCAGACAACUCAUUCAUUAUCCAAUAUGGAAUUCUCAAAUACAGCAUGGCUAUCGAUUAUAGGAAGCACUUUUUAUUAUAUUUCCUUGCCAAUUGUUGUUAUUUCCAGCUGGCUAUUGGCUAUGCUUAGAAUUGCUCUGGCCCCACUGCUACAUCUGGGAAACUCUUUGGCUUCUGCUUUGCUUCUUCCUCUGAAAGUAAUAGCAAAAUUCGAGACCAUCAUCAUAUUCUUGGGGUCUGCAGUUAUCAUCGGCUUGAUCUCAGGUUCGUUGUUGCGAGUUUCCUCCAGCAUACUCGCAUCACUGUUCAAAUUGACAACAGGCCCUGAAGACACGCGCCGUUCUGUGGCACCGAUACGCGCCGCACGAGAACAUAAGAAGAGAGACUCGACACCAGAUGUAUCGAAAUGGAAGGUCGACCCUUCUGUAGAAAAGAGAUAUUCCGGAUGGCUGGAAAAUGAUGGAGGCAGAAAGAAGGACGAGCACGGGCUAUCGGCGCAGAUCAUAAUUGAGGAAGAUGAUGACUCUGAUGAUGGAUUUUGAUCAAAGUAGGAGCAGCGAUAUGCAAGUCUGUGCA
Molecule: messenger RNA, 784 nt
Organism: Botrytis cinerea B05.10
Lineage: Eukaryota; Fungi; Ascomycota; Leotiomycetes; Helotiales; Sclerotiniaceae
Exons: 2
Coding region: 235-750 (171 amino acids)
Source: RefSeq, a predicted model, not a curated record